This is a messenger RNA of Zophobas morio, 964 nucleotides long. RefSeq names its product heterogeneous nuclear ribonucleoproteins A2/B1. The coding region runs from base 181 to 891 and encodes 236 amino acids. NCBI's taxonomy places the organism in Eukaryota, Metazoa, Arthropoda, Insecta, Coleoptera, Tenebrionidae. The transcript is spliced from 5 exons. The record is from RefSeq and is a predicted model, not a curated record.
CCAUAUAAGCGGAUAUUACUCACCUUAUACUAACAUAUGAUUAUUAUAAAAUUUGUUUAAAUCGUAACUGUUCGGUUUAGUUCGCCAACGAGAGUUUACCUGCCAUAAAGUAAAUAAAGAGGACGAAUUGUUUUGAAGAUUCAAAACCUUGUUAGUUAAUCAUCAUCUUUGUGCAUCAUCAUGUUGGUUGCUACGCUAGUACUUUUGACGACCCUGGAGGCAACUUUCGCAGGAUAUGCAGGAAGUAAUUCGAACGAAGUUGGUAACGGAUAUGGUUAUGGAUUCUCUGGUAGCUAUUCGGGAAAUGGAGGCAAUAUUCCACAGCCGCCUAUUCCAAACUUCCAGGAAUUUGGGGGCCUUCUAAACGGUUAUUUUGAUUCAUUUAGAAAGUAUCAUGAGCAUUUCCUUAAAACCAGAGUCCCACACUCUUUUGCUCUUACUUCAUCUUCUCUUUCUCCCUCUUCUUCUUCUAGAGUUCAAGCUUCGUCUUCAAUUAAAUUUCUACCCACCCGCAAAAGUCGUCUGCAGCAGCAAGUAGAGCAAGCAGGUGGACAAAAUCCUGGGUAUGCCCCAGGAUUUUCAGCCUACGGUGCAUCUAAUGAUGGUAAAGGAGGAAACGGGGGUGCUGCAGUUGCCUCUGCUGCUCUUGGACCACAAGGAGGCUAUCAAGGAGCAGCCGUAUAUCCAGAAAAUCCGAACGCACCCAAUAUUUUCACAAGAUUCGGAGGAGCCGGUGAAGGAGGACCCACAGGUCAAGGAAAUUACGGAGUUUUCACUUCAAGCGUCAGCUCGUCAAGCAAUCUCGACGGUAAAGUUCAUAAUUUUCAUAGAGCUACAACCACGAUUAACGACAAUGGUAAAGUCACAACAUACGAAGUAAAAAAUCCGUAAAUUUGUUAGUUGGAUAAAAACAUAUUAAUAUUCAUUGUGACAUAGAGUAUUCAUUAAAGUGGUUUGAAUUAUA